Molecule: messenger RNA, 1055 nt
Organism: Nematostella vectensis (starlet sea anemone)
Lineage: Eukaryota; Metazoa; Cnidaria; Anthozoa; Actiniaria; Edwardsiidae
Product: UPF0612 protein C569.003
Exons: 4
Coding region: 174-863 (229 amino acids)
Source: RefSeq, a predicted model, not a curated record
CGGAGAGUUCUAUGAUUGGCUGAAUUUCUCAUGACUGGGAUAUAGAGGAAAGCUAUAAAAGGAUCACCUUGUUUCGAUUUGCCUGCCUGACUGAGAAGGGAGAGCAAAGGCGAACGAAAGAAAAAUACAUCAAUCUACUACCUUUUUGAUAUUUGUCACAACUCUGAUCAAGAAUGAACCUUUUGCCGGUUCUUAUGAUGGUGACGAUACUAGGCCUGGUCUCGGCCUCUAACCAAACUUCAUGUCAGGGACCCCAAGCGCCUCAGUGUCUACCAGCGCUAGCACUGUACCUGCAGAAACAGGAAAAUCUACUUCAAGCUGUCCAAAAUGACCUAACAACCACCAAGAGCGAACUGACAACCACCAAAAACGACCUGGCAACCACUAAAAACGACCUGAGAGACACUAAGAAGGACCUAACAACCACUACGAACGACCUAGCGACAAUAAAGAGCGCCCUGAAGACCACAAAAAACGACCUGGCGACUACUAUGAACGCCCUAAAAACAACCCAAAACGACCUGGCGAUCACCAAAAACGACCUGGCAAACACCAAGAACAACUUAGCGACCACCAAACAAGACUUAACAUCUACCAAACACGAUCUGGCAGCCACAAAAACUCAACUCCAACAAGCUAUCGGCAAAUGGCCGGCUGGUCAAUACUGCAUCCUAGCGAAAGGCCCAUGUCCCGCGGGAUUCACGCGAUCUUCGGGUCACAUGUUGGCUAUCAACAUGUACAGCCACACCCCUACUUACAUCAAAACCGCGAGUUUUGGUGACAGUAAAAUUGCGUGUCAUGGGCCUUGCGGGAGGUACGGUAACUGGGUUGGUGAACUGCACAUCACAGCCUGCUGCAAGUGAUGCACUCCGUUAAAACAAUAGCAACGAAGUAAAUUUUGAAUGAUUAUGAUGAUGAUAAAAAUAUAAUAAUAAUAAUUAUAAUGAUGAUAAUAAUUAUAAUAAUAACUGAAAAUAAUAUGAUUGAAUCACAGGUUUACUUCAGGCUACAUCACAUAUUGAGACAUUGUAAUAAAGUUAUGCGAACAUGGUAAA